GUCCGUCUGUCGAUUGUCACUAUCUGUGUUGGACGAGCACGGCGCGACUUCACCCUCAGCCUGGAAUUGACUCUCCCGUUUCCUUAGGGCACCUCAUCUCCGGGCGCAGUAAGUGGCAGCCCUGUUGAUUCCUGUCGGCAUCCACCAUACCCAUGUCCAAUAUGUUUUCGUUCGAUUCCGCCCCCGGCGCCGCGUCCAAGGGAGGCCUUUUUGGGUCUGCCGGCACGAAUUCUGGCUCGGGCGCAGGCUCGGGUAACCUCUUUGGAAAUGUAGGAGCUCCGGCGAGCGGCACUUCCUCGCCUUUGUUCGGGGGCGCCGCUGGCAGUGGUGCUGGAACAGGCACAAGCGGUGCUUCGCCUUUCAGUUUUGGAACUCAGAACAAGCCUGCGGCCUCGGGUUUGUUCGGCAACACAUCGCAAACUCCCAACAAGUCCACUGAAACUGCCAGCUCAGGACAGACAGCCACGAGCGGGCUCUUUGGAAAUGCAUCGAAGCCAGCUGGGGGUUUAUUUGGCAACGCCGCUUCUACGCCCGGUCAGACUGGAGGUUCUUUGUUCAACAAUGCCUCGUCUACGACGCCCGCCGGCCCUCCCCCGCAGGGAGCGACUGGCCAAACACCAUCGCUCUUUGGACAGGCAGCACAAAAGCCCGGUGGUCUCUUCGGAACCCUGACUUCGACAACUCCAACAACUUAUACCACCUCAUCGACCACUCCGGCUUCUACGGCCGCUACAGCCUCCGCUGCUACACCAGCGCUGUUCGGAGGCGCCACCGCUAACACCGCUACCGCUCCGCAGCAGCCAUCGACCGGAGGUCUUUUCGGGGGAAAUGCAGCACAGAAACCCGCCUUUGGUUCUAACCCGGCGCCUUCUACGGGGGGCAAUCUUUUCGCAAACGCCAAACAGCCGGACGCCACUCCAAACACUUUGUUUGGAAAACCUCCUAGCGCGCUACCGACCACCACGCCAGCAGCAACAGCAGGAGGCGGUGCGCAGACAUCUUCUCUCUUCAAGGCCCCGACGUCUGGAGCUGAUGCCACCAAGCCAGUCUUCCCCUCUCUUACGGGGACUCCAUCUUCGACCCCACAGUCCACCACGACCCCAGCUUCCUCUGCUACUCCGCAGAAUUCUCUCUUCCCGGCCCUAGGUGGAGCCACCUCGUCGGCAACUCCGUCGUCGACACCUGCUGCUUCUGGUGGCUUGUUCGGUGGACUGGGUGGUGCCAAGUCUACAGCCACGACGACUCCUGCCACUACUGCCACCGCAGCCCCAGCGGCGCAGCCCGCAGCAGCUACCGGCGGGCUGUUCGGCAAGCCCGCCGAGAGCACCCCGUCUACGCAACCUGCGAGUACGACUACCAGCACUUCUGCUACGACUGCCGGCGACAAGCCCUCCCUGGCCGCUCCCCUGGGUGGUGCCCCUUCAACCACCACCGGCACAGCAGGCACUACCGGCGCGACCAGCGCGACGGGAGGCCUUGGCCUUGGUGCAUCCACUGCAGGGCCGACUCCUCCCGCCCAGUCCCGCCUAAAGAACAAAACUAUGGAUGAGAUCAUCACCCGGUGGGCAACGGACUUGACCAAGUAUCAGAAGGACUUCCGCGAGCAAGCGGAGAAGGUCGCGGAAUGGGAUCGGAUGUUGGUGGAAAAUGGUACCAAGGUUCAGAAAUUGUACGGUAGCACGGUGGAUGCCGAGCGGGCGACUCAAGAAGUGGAGCGUCAGCUGGCUUCUGUCGAGGGCCAGCAGGAAGAGCUCGGCUCGUGGCUUGACCGGUACGAGCGCGAAGUGGACGAGAUGAUCUCCAAGCAAGUUGGACCUGGUGAAACCCUCCAGGGACCCGACCAGGAGCGUGAAAGGACAUAUAAGAUGGCGGAGAAGCUAUCGGAGCGUUUGGACGAAAUGGGCAAGGAUCUGACCAGCAUGAUUGAAGAAGUCAAUGGUGCGUCAGCGACCCUAAGCAAGACGAACAAGGCCGACGAGCCGAUCUCGCAAAUCGUCCGCAUCCUCAACUCACACCUGGCGCAACUGCAAGUCAUCGACGUGGGCACCAGCGAGCUGCAGGCCAAGGUGAACGCCGCCCAGAAGGCAGGCCAGUCUCUCUCGUCACGCUUUGGCUAUGGCCUCGGCAGCUCGACCAUGGGCGCCAGCGCUGCGGACGAUUUCUACCGCUCUUACAUGGGACGGCGAUAGAGGGAAUUAUGUAACAAGGUACAGGAUGGUUUAGGCAUGCUUUUCUUAUCCGCAAUUUAACCGCUGGAGUCUUUCAAUGGGAAUAAUGAUAAUCGCCAUGA
Aspergillus sclerotioniger CBS 115572 is the source of this 2290-nucleotide messenger RNA. RefSeq names its product putative nucleoporin Nsp1. The transcript is spliced from 4 exons. NCBI's taxonomy places the organism in Eukaryota, Fungi, Ascomycota, Eurotiomycetes, Eurotiales, Aspergillaceae. Gene Ontology annotation, biological process: protein import into nucleus; RNA export from nucleus. The record is from RefSeq and is a predicted model, not a curated record. Gene Ontology annotation, molecular function: structural constituent of nuclear pore; phospholipid binding. Gene Ontology annotation, cellular component: nuclear pore; nuclear pore central transport channel. The coding region runs from base 153 to 2189 and encodes 678 amino acids.